CUUCAUACUGAAUGAAGUGCCUCUUAUGUGUGCUGAAAGAAACCGAAAUACUGGCAUUCAAAAACUUACUGAAGAAACACAUUGAGAAAUCAGGUGGUGAAGAAGAAGAAGAAGAAGAAGAAGAAGAAGAAGAAGAAGAAGAAGAAGAAGAAGAAGAAGAAGAAGAAGAAGAAGAAGAAGAAGAAGAAGAUUGCUUGUGAAGAAGAAAGAUAUUGAGGUAUUGGACAAUAAAUUUGUACAAUUUAUUAUAUAUCUUUAUCUACAUGUUUUUUAAUGGCUUCCUAUGUCUUUACUCUUAGUCUGAUCCCAGAUCAGUGAUACAAACAGCCAUAGAUCUGUUUAUAAUCAUAAUGUUAAUAGUUGAUGUCCAGUAUAUGAUGACAGGAGAGUAAGAUAACCAUAUGGAUAAAGGUAAAUGUCCACUAGGCACUGUCUUGAUAACCCAACCGAAUCUUAUGGUCAGUGACUCUAGGUUUCUUCCCUAUGUGCAGGUUUAUAUAAGGGAAUACUGUACGAGUGUGCUGACGAAGUAAAUAUAAAGGGUCUCCUAAGAAAACUGAAGAAUCUUACUUUAUAUUUAUGGGGCUCAUAGGCUUUACUUCACGCAGUUCUUUUAGUUCCUGUUUAGUGGUCACUCUCGCUCAUAGAGGAGUGGACGUGGGAUGAGACAGACUCACGUCAGAGUAGGAAUUUCUGCACAAAUAAUGAAGAUAUGUCCAUCUGCCUUUCAGUUUGUCUGUAUUUCUGUAUUUCUCUGUGUCUGUCUGUCUGCCUUUCUGUUUGUCUCUUUGUGUGUCUGUCUACCUUUCUGUAUCGUUGUCUUUCUCUCUCUUUGUCUUUCUCUGUGUCUUCCGGUCUGCCUGACUGUCUUUCUCUCUGUCUGUCUUUCUCUUUCUCUCUCUGUGUGUCUUCCUGUCUGCCUUUCUGUCUGUCUGUCUUUCUCUCUGUCUCUAUUUCUGUUUGUCUCUUUGUCUGUGUGCCUGUCUUUCUGUCUGUUUGUCUGUCUAUCUUUCUGCCUGCCUUUCUGUUUCUCUGUCUGUAUUUGUUUGUCUCUUUGUAUGUGUGUGUCUCUUUCUGUAUGUUUGGCAUUCUGUUUGUCUGUCUGCCUGCCUUUCUGUCUGUCUUUCUACCUAUCUGUGUGUGUGUCUUUCUGUCUGUCUUUCUGUUUGUCUCAGUAUGUGUGUGUGUCUGUCUUUCUGUUUGUCUGUCUGUUGUACUGCCUAUCUGUUUUUCUUUCUCUGUGUCUGUCCUUCUGGUUGUCUGUAUGUGUGUCUUUCUGUCUGUCUGUCUUUCUUUCUCCUGGUCUGUCUUUCUGUUUGUCUCUAUGCGUGUGGAUCUCUUUCUGUUUGUCUGUCUUUUUCCCUGUCUGUCAUUCUGUUUGUCUCUGUAUGUGUGUGUCUGUCGUUCUGUCUUUCUGUAUGUCCGUCUGGUUGUCUGUAUGUGUGUCUUUCUGUCUGUCUUUCUUUCUCCCUGUCUGUCCUUCCGGUUGUCUAUAUGUGUGUGUCUGUCUUUCUGUUUGCUUCUAUAUGUGUGUCUGUCUUUCUGAUUGUCUCUAUAUGUGUGUGUCUCUCUUUCUGCUUAUCUGUCUGCCUGCCUGCCUGUCCUUCGGGUUGUCUAUAUGUGUGUGUGUCUGUCUUUUUGUUUGUUUCUAUGUUUAUGUGUGUCUGUCUCUCUGUUUGUUUGUCUUUCUGUCUGUCUGCCUUUCUGUCUGUCUGCCUUUCUGUCUGCCUGUCUUUCUGUCUGUCUGUCUGUAGAAUAUUGAAUUUCAUACUUCAGCCUUUCUCAUUUCAUUAUCCAAACUUAUCCUGAAAUAUUUGAAGUUUUGUAAAUGCAGACCAUGCCUUCAAAUGAUUUUAUUUUGAGUGAUUCAGAAACCGUAAGCCUGGAGGAUACUCUGGAAA
This is a messenger RNA of Hemibagrus wyckioides, 1901 nucleotides long. RefSeq names its product keratin-associated protein 5-1-like. The coding region runs from base 663 to 1754 and encodes 363 amino acids. Lineage: Eukaryota; Metazoa; Chordata; Actinopteri; Siluriformes; Bagridae. The record is from RefSeq and is a predicted model, not a curated record. The transcript is spliced from 2 exons.